CAUACGGUGAGAGAUGACGACGGGAACGGAGGCAAACGAUGAAGCAGCGAGCGGCGCGAGCGCACCUCCGCCGCCUACUCCAGUAGCGCCGCAGGUAGCCGCCGCCGCCAACAUGAUGGCGCGCUCGGCCGACACCGAGUGCUCCGGUGGAGAUGCGAAGUCUCGGAGGGCGGUAGAGGACAAGGUCAGCGGGGGGCAACAGGGGAAGGGGAAGUCGGAGGUAUCCGGGCUGGAGAAGGCUGCCGUUGUGGUCAUCGACGUGAGCUCCGAGGGUGGCGGGGAGUGGAAUCCCGAGGCCGAGAAGUUGUGCAGGAUCUGCCAUUUGAGCCCCGAUGCCGAGGAUUUGGAGGGCGCGGGGUUCAUCCAGAUCGGGUGCGGCUGCAAGGGCGAGCUCGGGACGGCUCACCAGCGCUGCGCUGAGGCCUGGUUUAAGGUGAAGGGCAACAGCUGUGAGGUGUGUUGCUCUUGGAAAUAACACUUCAAGAUUCUUUCAUGGGGGUGUUGCUUGAAGCUCUAUUACGAUUCAACAGCAACAUCCAAUUUUGUUACUGUGUGUUUCCUCAUAUUUCUCCAGGAAACUCUGUCCAUGUUGGCCUAGUUUUUUCCCCUCCCUCUUCCAAACCGUUUCAUUAUAGACCCGAGCAUCUCUCUUUCUGGCUGCUCCCCGAAGUUUGUUGAAUGUUCCCAAACCAUCUCAACUUGUCUGUAGUUUUCGCACCUCCAAUAUCCUUUAUCAUUGUACCAGAUAUCCACUUCAGCGCUGCCAUUUACUGGUUGUUUAUAAAAAUUGGCUUUAGUUGCCGCACUACACACCAGUCACAUCCAAAAAAUAUCUCCAAGAACUUGUUUGGUAUUGAAUUUUUUUUCUUCUAUUUUUAGUUUUGGGAAAUCCACAACACAUGAUGAAAUUCUUUUAUUUUAUAAAUUAUAUAUGAAAUCUUUAGAGCUUUUUUAGCAAAGGCCAUAAUUUUCAAAAAAAAUAAAAUGAAAGCAAGAAAUAGCCGAAGUUUUGUGCAAAAUGUUAUGUUCAAAAUCAAUCUCUACGUGGUCUUUUAUUAAUUGUAGAGUAUCAAAAACAAUUAGGUGCCAAGUUAUCCAUCUAGUUUUGUUUAUGUUGGGUAUGUCUGUCGAUCUCCUUAUUCCUUUCAUACAUAUGCCUGUUACUUUGAACCAACUGCAUUGUAGUGAUCAUUGGUUAGGUUGGUGCCUCACAUUCAGUUUGAUGUUAUUGGCAAUUGCAGUUGAUACAAUUUUCAUCCUAUUCAUCUGUGGGCCUUUGUACUCCAUGGCUUUCUUUUGUAAUUCUAAUUUAGCAUUUAAGUUUGUCCUUUCCUCAUCAACUAGCGGAAUAUCAUUUAUAAUAAUACGAAUCUGGUGCAUAACAUUAGCAGUAAGUUUAUCCAAAAGUAGUGUAAAGAGACAUAAGCUUGCUGUUGACCCUUGGUGUACGCCUCUCUUGAGCGGAAACCUACCUGACUCUCCCCCAAGUACUCCAAACCCCUCUUAUUUCCCAUUAGUCUGCAAUAACUUUGCAAGCUCUGAUCUGCUAAUAGCAUUUAAUAUAUUCCACAGUUCUCUAUCAUUCUGAGCUUUUGAGAAUGCUAGUAAUUCUGCUCAAGGCUCCUUAAUAGCUGCUCCCAUGCCCCAGACCCGUUAACCCAUAGUUAAGCAAGUGCUGCUGGGGCUGUCUCUAGCUUUUUGGCACUUCGCCAACCCACAGUCUCUUGUCAUUUUCUUAAAUCGCAUGUCCUUAAUGCUGGCACAACCAUUUUCCUAUCAGUUGACUCCAUUAUAUUGCUGUUAGGUAAAGCAUUCCCUCCAUGAGUCCCUUCACUUAUCAAGAAGACGUAAGAUUUUAUAUAAAUAAUUGUCUCCAGCUCUUGAGCAUUGUGCAGGUGUUGUGAAAUUUGUGGUGUGAAUGCAAAAAACAUCAUUGGUAAGGAAGACAGCAGUUUCAUGGAGGCAUGGCAUGAGAGCAGAAUGUUGGGCAGCAGCAUCAACAGAAACUCAUCAGAGAAUGGCAGUUGUUGGAGUCAACCAUUCUGUCUUCUCUUGAUCUUCCUGCUGCUAGUACUGACCUACAUACUUACAUGGUUGUUCGCACUAUGAAUGGCCCCCACCUCUUUCGAUAUGUUUGGGAAUUUGAAGAUUUUCGGGCAUGACAGCUUGCCUAGAGAAGGGAAAAUAGACGCUUGAGAUAAUGUAAGAAGUUAGUAAAUUUUUUAUGAACUAGUUCGCACAAAGCAAUCUUCAUAGGGCAGCAGCCAUACAGAAAUGUUCUUUGAGUUUUUUUGUAAAAAACACUGGAGAUUUCUUUAGAGAAGUGAAUAGAAAAGCAAGACAUCAUCAUUUCUAGUAUGCUGAGAGAUAUUCCAAAGCUAAUGUGGACAUAUAUAUUAACUUCGAUCAUUGAAUGUUUUUUGAAUGAACAAUAUCAGUGUAUUAUGAUUGGAUGUCAAUUGACAGAUGUUAACCCCGUUUUGA
Phoenix dactylifera (date palm) is the source of this 2484-nucleotide messenger RNA. RefSeq lists its product as uncharacterized. The record is from RefSeq and is a predicted model, not a curated record. Gene Ontology annotation, molecular function: zinc ion binding. NCBI's taxonomy places the organism in Eukaryota, Viridiplantae, Streptophyta, Magnoliopsida, Arecales, Arecaceae.